This is a messenger RNA of Lithohypha guttulata, 1170 nucleotides long. RefSeq lists its product as uncharacterized. The record is from RefSeq and is a predicted model, not a curated record. Gene Ontology annotation, cellular component: mitochondrion. Bases 1 to 1170 code for a protein of 389 amino acids. Gene Ontology annotation, biological process: lipoate biosynthetic process. NCBI's taxonomy places the organism in Eukaryota, Fungi, Ascomycota, Eurotiomycetes, Chaetothyriales, Trichomeriaceae. Gene Ontology annotation, molecular function: 4 iron, 4 sulfur cluster binding; lipoate synthase activity. The transcript has 2 exons.
AUGGCGGUCGCAAUCCCUAGACAUCGGUGCUUGAAUGCGACUGACGAUGCUCCAACCACAACACCAAGAGUACAAGCAACGACAUUCUCAGACAAGCUCAAUACCGGACCAUCCUUCGAUGAAUUUGUAUCUGGUAAAGAACCACCCUUAAGGCUCUCGGAAGCCUAUCAACUCAAAACAGCGCUUGUAGGACCAAAAGGCAAGCAGAAGCAGAUCACAAGAUUGCCAGAAUGGCUGAAGACUCCUAUACCCGACACCUCGUCGUACAAGAAGAUAAAAAACGACUUACGAGGACUCAAUCUACACACCGUUUGCGAAGAAGCGCGAUGUCCGAACAUUUCAGACUGCUGGGGUGGAAGUAGCAAAGCCGCUGCAACUGCGACAAUCAUGCUGAUGGGCGACACAUGUACAAGAGGCUGCAGGUUUUGCAGCGUGAAGACGUCGAAAGCACCACCACCACUCGAUCCACAUGAACCAGAACAUACCGCUGAGGCACUGUCAAGAUGGGGUCUAGGCUAUGUCGUUCUUACAAGUGUGGAUCGGGACGAUCUGCCCGAUGGUGGAGCGAAUCAUGCUGCAGAAACAGUGCGGAAGAUCAAGAGCAAGGCGCCUUCGAUGCUCGUCGAGUAUUUAACAGGAGACUUUGCUGGUGAUUUAGAAAUGGUUAGAUUAGUCGCACGAAGUGGUCUAGACGUCUAUGCGCACAACGUCGAGACCACUGAAGCUUUGACGCCGCAGGUUCGAGAUCGCAGGGCAACAUUCAAGCAGAGUCUAAGUGUGCUGAAGGCUGCUAAAGAGGCCAAGGAAGGCUUGAUCACGAAGACUUCUAUUAUGCUUGGAUUAGGCGAGACUGAGGAGCAGCUUUAUGACGCUCUGCGUCGGUUAAGAGAAAUCGAUGUGGACGUGGUUACCUUUGGACAGUACAUGCGACCUACAAAGAGACAUAUGGCUGUACAUGAAUAUGUGACACCAGAUGUGUUUGAGCUAUGGAGGCAAAGGGCGCUUGACAUGGGAUUCCUAUACUGCGCUUCUGGCCCUUUAGUGAGGAGCUCGUACAAGGCUGGUGAGGCAUUUAUUGAGAAUGUGCUGAAGAAGAGGCAGGCGAGUCGUCUUGAGACCAUGACAGCGGAUAUGGCUGGCCAAAUCAAGGCUGAGACGACUGUGGUAUAA